Messenger RNA from Contarinia nasturtii (swede midge), 2037 nucleotides. It is a transcript of the gene Nadk2, whose product is annotated as NAD kinase 2, mitochondrial. The transcript is spliced from 7 exons. Bases 397 to 1686 code for a protein of 429 amino acids. The record is from RefSeq and is a predicted model, not a curated record. Gene Ontology annotation, biological process: NAD+ metabolic process. Lineage: Eukaryota; Metazoa; Arthropoda; Insecta; Diptera; Cecidomyiidae. Gene Ontology annotation, cellular component: mitochondrion. Gene Ontology annotation, molecular function: NAD+ kinase activity.
UCUAGCUGCUAGCGUACGUGCAAAACAAAGCCUUCUGCAAAAUGCAGUACAAAUCAGAUUGAUGCUGACUUCAGUUGUCAAAACAUAACGAAGGAGAGGUUGCGUUUUAAUUUAAUCUUUUUUAGUUUCUUGAAUAUAUAUGCGUUGCUAUUAUAUCGGGCAAUUCAAUAGAAUUGUAUAAUUGUCGUUGAAAAAAAAAUUAAUCGUAAAGUUUAUGAGCUCGACACAUUGGCGAAUGGACGAGAUAAAAAAAAAUCUAUCGAAAAAUAUUGACAACACAAAAACAAAUCGUGUGCAUUUGAAAUUUUUCAUCGUAUUGAAGUAAUAUUGGUUGAUAAGACAAUUUGGCCCGACGCAACCAAUAACGGCAAAGUGAUAAGAAAAAAAAAAUGUAAAAUGAUGUUUAAACCGGCACGGUUUUUAUGUCAAUUCACAACAGGACCAAUAUGUAUCACACAUCCGCUAAAAUAUCGGCAACGAAAAAUUACCUCAUCAUUGAUUCGAAGAUCGUCCACCUUUGACCAAUCGAAUCGAAAAUUUCAAUUCAAAAAAGCCUUAAUCGUUACAAAACUGUCACGAUAUGAGUUUGAACAGCAUAAAAAUCCAAAAUUGACCAUGAUCCAAUUAGAAAAGUUGCUUCGUGAUCGCGGCACCGACUAUGAUUUACUGUUACAUUAUCAUCGCGUUCAUAAGGAUUUCGAGCAAAAGGUGGCCAAUUGCUUUGAAGAGUGUGGUAUUGAUGUUAAAUUAGUGAACAGGGUAACAUUGUCAACAAAACAAACUGAAUGGGCUGAUAUUGUAGUACCAAUUGGUGGUGACGGUACAUUUCUUUUAACUGCUAGCCGUGCAUGCCCAAUAUUUUGCCAAUCCAAACCGAUAAUCGGUUUCAAUUCGGAUCCAGAUCGGUCGGAAGGUCGUUUGAUGCUAUCAAAACGAUACUCUCAUGAGCCAAAAGAAGCUGUACAAAAAUUAAUUCAAGGUGAUUUUGAAUGGCUAUAUCGAACACGUAUCCGUACAACAAUGCUUGGACAGAAUGGAAAUUUACCAAAAUCAUUUGAUCUGCAAGAAUUGGAACCAACACCAAUGGAACUCAAUGAAUAUCCAACGGAAAUGUUAGACGAAACCGAUCAGACGAAAUACAGAGCCAAAGUGAAACGGAUUUUACCAUAUUUGGCAUUGAAUGAAGUGUUCAUUGGUGAAACACAAUCGGCACGUGUUUCUCAUCUACAUUUACAAAUUGACAAUCAGAAUGUUCUCAAUAAAACAAAGAGUUCUGGAUUAUGUGUCAGCACUGGCACCGGUUCAUCAUCAUGGCUCACAAGUAUUAAUAGACUUUCAACACAAAAUGUACGAGAACUGUUGAAAUUAAUUAAACAAAAUGACAAAAACAUCAAUCUGAACGCUGAAGAUAUUGCAGAAAAAUACAAUGAUCGCAUUAAAUUCAAUCCAGGUGAUCCAAGAAUGUGCUAUUCGAUUCGCGAACAAAUUUGUGUUGGCGUUUGGCCCAAGCCAAAGGGAUUCGAGUCAAAAGGAUAUGCCAAAAAUUUACAAAUCAAGUCUCGAUGUGUUGAUGCAAGUUUAGUAAUUGAUGGCAGCAUAGCGUAUCCUUUUAACGAUGGUGCCAAAGUACUCUUGGAGGUUUACCCAGAAGAUGCAUUGCAAACAGUCAUCAUGGACGAACGGUGACAAAUCCCUAACGAUUAUACUGUGAUUGAAUGAUAGCAAAGAAAUUCAACAGACGCCAGCCUUGAACACCAUAACAUUUUUUUCUCGAUUCAUGUGAAUUUUCCCCAAACACGAAUGAUGAUAUGACAAAAAUACUAUACAUUUUAUCGGACAAAUCAACAUAGGAAACCGUAUAAACGGUGGCAGCCUUAAAUGAGGAGCAGAGACAGCUAAAAAUGGUGAUGAAAUAAAACAGAAGAACGUACAAGAUCUAAGUGCUAAAUUGGAAUUUUAUUUAAAUAUUGUUUUUUUUUUACUGUAAGUGAAACAAAUAAAAACUCAGCAUUACCAAAUGCUGUAAAUAAUUACAAA